This is a messenger RNA of Periophthalmus magnuspinnatus, 979 nucleotides long. Its product is annotated as peroxiredoxin-like 2A. The transcript is spliced from 5 exons. NCBI's taxonomy places the organism in Eukaryota, Metazoa, Chordata, Actinopteri, Gobiiformes, Gobiidae. The record is from RefSeq and is a predicted model, not a curated record. Bases 2 to 643 code for a protein of 213 amino acids.
UAUGUGGACCGCAGGGUCAGUCCUGAAGGCAGUGGGCCUGUUUGUGGCAGAGCUCCUCAGCUUCAUCACAGACCGGUUCCAAACCAAAGCAGCAUGGGCCAACCUCAGGGUGCUGGAGGACACAGAGCUCAAGACCACUGGAGGAGUCCAUCAGCGCUACAAGGCCAGGGUUAUGUGGGAGAAGACUGGAGCUGUGGUCAUGGUGGUACGUCGGCCCGGUUCACUUUUAUGCAGAGAGGAAGCUACUGAGCUGUCCUCUCUCCAGCCCCAGCUGCAGGACAUGGGUGUUCCUCUGUUUGCUGUGGUCAAACAAAACAUUGGGAAAGAACUAGACACUUUUAAGAAGUACUUCACUGGAAAGGUCUAUGUAGACCAGCAGAGGAAUUUUUACGGCCCUGUCCAGCGGUGGAUGUUCUUCUCUCUGUUUCUGCGCAUUGGGGUUUGGAGGAGCCUGUGGAGGGCCUACCGCAGAGGGUUCAGGGGGAACCUCCGAGGUGAAGGCUUUAUUCUGGGAGGAGUGUUUGUGAUCGGACCAGGAGAACAGGGAAUCCUCCUGGAGCACAGAGAGAAGGAGUUUGGAGAUAAAGUCAACAUGUUAGCAGUCCUCACAGCAGUCCGCAAAAUGAAAGAUAAGAUUAAAUAGACCUUCAAUGAGCCCAUACACCCUAACAUUAUGUUAGAGUGGUGACAGCAUGAUUCACUUAGUGGCCAGGCCAGAAUAUGUUUUACACCACAAUAUGUCUGUUGUGUCUAAUGUUGCCUCCUUUUUCUUAUCAAAAUGAUAACAACAACUAAAAUAAAAUUAAUCGUAAACCCAAGUGUUUGUAGAAACAUAACGACUGAUGACUUUUGCACUGGGCACGAGCACAGUGGGAUCGUUAUCUCUCCUGCUCGAUUGCUCAUCCUUACGUGUCUGGAUCAUCCAUUUUUAACUCUCCUGCUCGAUUGCUCGUCCUUGCGUGUCUGGAUCAUCCCUUCU